Molecule: messenger RNA, 522 nt
Organism: Saccharomycodes ludwigii
Lineage: Eukaryota; Fungi; Ascomycota; Saccharomycetes; Saccharomycodales; Saccharomycodaceae
Gene: RSM18
Product: mitochondrial 37S ribosomal protein bS18m
Exons: 1
Coding region: 1-522 (173 amino acids)
Biological process (GO): mitochondrial translation
Cellular component (GO): ribosome; mitochondrial small ribosomal subunit
Molecular function (GO): structural constituent of ribosome; small ribosomal subunit rRNA binding
Source: RefSeq, a predicted model, not a curated record
AUGAUUAAAAAUAUUAUUAAUAAAAGAUUAUAUACCAUUUCAAAGCCACUAUAUAUAAAUUUCAAUAUUAAACCAACCAAUAAAACCCAAAUAGAUUUAACCCAGCAAGUUAGUUCUUCUGACGCUACAACAGGCUCAACCAAUAAUGGAAUAAACGAGGUAGAAGAGGAAAAUGUGAAAAUUGACCCAAGAUUUGUACGCUCUUUUAAUAGCGCAACCACCUAUGAUCCAUUUGAUUUUUCUUUGGCUAGAUUACAUUUGGAUAAAAAAUAUUCGAAUAUUCGCUCAGAAAAUGACUUUUUAAAUAAAAUCAAUGCAGUCGAUUUAUACGUUUAUCCACAAUAUUUAUCCAAGUUUUUGACCUCCAGUGGUAAGAUUGUACAUAGGGAUGUAACAGGAUUGAGUGCUAAAAACCAACGCCGUAUAAGCAAAGCCAUCAGAAGAGCACAAGCUAUUGGUUUGUUAAGCAAAGUCCAUCAAGAUGUGAGUAUGUUGCCUCCAAAUUUUAACAACAACUUUUAG